CCCCCAUGUCAAGUGUACGGAAAUCUGAGCUUAGGGCGGAUUGUAGCAGCUUCCCUCACUUCCCUCUCUUCCAGGCUACUACGGUUGUGUGUCAUAGUAGCAACAGGCAUGCUACUAUCCAAAUCAAACUGCUGAAGUGAACUUUUACAGGUUUAGAGUCGCUGUUUUUUUUGUCUCUCUGUCACCAUGGGUGACUCGGACGCGGUCGGGUCCACAUUAACUCGCAGGAGAAGGGCGACUCUCGCGGCGGGGAGAGGUGCGAGUUUGCAGCCGAUGAACGGGAGGUCUGCAACGGUGUGUCAGAGCUCAGUGACCGCUGACAUUAGCGCUGACAAUGGCCUGGAGAAGAAACGUGACCGGUCGCUGGAGACGGUCCGGUCCAAAUCAAAGACUGAGAAAAAGAAACGCAGGGGUGACAUAAGUGACAGACUGAGCUGUCACAAGACACAGGAGUCCCUGCUGAGUUCAGCCAGUGGUUACAAUAACUACAGAGGAAUCCUCAAUUGGUGUGUGGUGAUGCUGGUGCUGAAUAACGCUCGCCUCUUCUUAGAAAACCUGUUAAGGUAUGGCGUGCUGGUGGACCCUAUUCAGGUGAUUUCCUUGUUUCUACACGACCCCUACAGUUGGCCAGCAGCAUGCCUGCUGAUUGUGUCCAAUGUGUUCAUUCUGGUGGCUCUCUACACUGAAAGGCAGCUGUCAAAGGGUUCAUUCAGUGAACCUGUGGGAUUUCUGGUCCAUUGCAUUAACAUGGCAAUCAUGCUAACAUUCCCUGCUGCAGUGGUCCUAUUGGUCCCCUCCAUGACCCCAGUUGGUGGUGCUUUCGUACUUGGUAUUUACACCAUUCUCUUCCUAAAGCUGUACUCCUAUAAAGAUGUCAACAUGUGGUGCAGAGAGUUGAGCACUGUCAAGGCCAAGAAACUGGCCCGGUCACUGUCUUGUCCCUCAGCACAGCACUUGAACGGAGGUGACCGUAAAGUGUGUUAUCCUGGCAACCUCACCAUCAGGGACAUGUACUACUUUGUCUUUGCUCCAACUCUGUGCUAUGAGCUCAACUUCCCUCGCUCUCCUAAGAUUCGCACAAGUUUCCUGCUGAGGAGACUGUUUGAAAUGCUGUUCUUCAUCCAGCUGUUAGUUGGUCUCACUCAACAGUGGAUGAUUCCCAUCAUUCAAAGCUCCAUGAAACCACUAGAGGACAUGGAUCUGUCCAGAAUGACUGAGAGACUCUUAAGAUUAGCUGUUCCGAAUCACUUGCUGUGGCUGAUUUUUUUCUAUUGGUUCUUCCACUCGUCUAUGAACUUCACUGCUGAGCUGCUGCGCUUUGGAGACAGACAGUUUUACAAGGACUGGUGGAACUCUGAGACAGUGACAUAUUUCUGGCAGAACUGGAACAUCCCUGUACACAAGUGGUGUCUGCGCCACUUUUACAAGCCGCUGCUGAGAAGAGGAUUUAGUAAAAUGGUGAGCCAAUCAGCUGUCUUCUUCUUGUCGGCUUUCUUCCAUGAGUACCUGGUGAGUGUUCCUCUCAGGAUGUUCAGACUUUGGGCUUUCACGGGAAUGAUGGCGCAGCUUCCAUUAGCCUGGUUUGUUGGUCGCUUCCUGCGUGGUAACUACGGUAAUGCCGCAGUGUGGAUAUCCCUCAUCAUUGGUCAGCCGUUUGCCGUCCUGAUGUACGUCCAUGACUAUUACGUCCUGCACUUCAGACAGGAAGCUGACUGAUACACAACACAACACAACACAACACAACACACACAGUUGUACAAACAAACACAUAAACACCACUAGUCUACAGUGCAGGUGGUAAGUAUUGUCCCCUGCGUGUCCGGAUGAGCUGAGCACAUCUGCUGCAUUAUGAUCAUAGCAUGUUUACAUUAGACACCUUGGCCAUUGUGUCUACCUGCUGGGAAAGCUAACAGUAACUCAUGAAAAAAUAUUUUAACAUUUAAAGUGGAAAGUGUAGAAAAAUGCCAGUCUUGAAACACUACUGUAUGGUAACUAAGUGAAGAAGGUGAUAUAGAAAUGCAGCAUAUUACUCAGGUGAUUUUUUUUGUUCCAGUGUCUUGUUAAAAGGUCAGACAGCACAGUUUAGGCUGAAAUGAAAUUAGUUGUAUUUGGUACGACAUAAGAAGCAGCACACAGGGUUACCUUAAUUUUUUUUUCUUCUUCAGCUGUGGACAGUAUGGUAACUAUAGCUGAAUUUUAUCAAACGUAAAUCUGACAACAUGAUUCAAGUGCCUUAUUGAAAGUUAUGAUAGGAAUUUAUGAUCCACUGUGUUUCUUCCUUUUGUGAGCCAAAGGGGCUUUAAUCUGUCUGGUUUUACUGUGAGAUGGGGACAUCACAAGGAAAAAUGAAUGUAUCCUGAUAGGAUUUUAUAAAUAGAUGCCUUUUAUUUUUUUUUAGGAUGUUUUGUUUUGUCACUUAUGAAAAAGGCAAUGAAAAAGAUUUUUGUUUUUAUACCUGAUGUGCCAUUAUAAUAUUACAGCACAUAUCCAAUCACACCUACAUAUUUUUGUGUGUUGAUUUUUUUAGAUCAGAAAAACAGACAGUAUGCAAAAUCACUGAAUUAGUGUGUUUUGUCAUUUUAGUAUCCCACUAGACCACUGCUGCCACAAGUAAUAAUGUCUCAUGAUGUGCCUAAAUACAAUGUGUGUGUCUGAAAAUAAACAUUCAAAGAGUUCCAUCUAA
Lates calcarifer (barramundi perch) is the source of this 2683-nucleotide messenger RNA. RefSeq names its product diacylglycerol O-acyltransferase 1b (gene dgat1b). The transcript has 17 exons. Gene Ontology annotation, molecular function: diacylglycerol O-acyltransferase activity. The coding region runs from base 187 to 1716 and encodes 509 amino acids. NCBI's taxonomy places the organism in Eukaryota, Metazoa, Chordata, Actinopteri, Centropomidae. The record is from RefSeq and is a predicted model, not a curated record. Gene Ontology annotation, biological process: triglyceride biosynthetic process. Gene Ontology annotation, cellular component: endoplasmic reticulum membrane.